Phytophthora infestans T30-4 is the source of this 1560-nucleotide messenger RNA. RefSeq lists its product as uncharacterized. NCBI's taxonomy places the organism in Eukaryota, Oomycota, Peronosporomycetes, Peronosporales, Peronosporaceae. The transcript has a single exon. The record is from RefSeq and is a predicted model, not a curated record. Bases 1 to 1560 code for a protein of 519 amino acids.
AUGGACGCGAAGACGACGCGCUUCUUAACGCAAUUCUCGUGCGCUGUGUUCCAGCAGUGGGCGCAAACAACCGAACGCGAGCAAUUCUGGGAGAAUGGUGCUUUUUUGCGCGAGAUGUUGGAGGAGGCGGUGGCCAAGCUGCCGCCUGGAAAACUUAAAGCGCAACUGGCACGGGAUUUGACGUCUCUGGAGACGCAGUUGGCCUCACUACUGCGUGAGUUGCACGUCGAAUAUGUGGAGGAUCAGCAGAAGGAACCGCAGCAAACGUAUCAGACGCGCGGUGCGCCGCUGAACGAGGUGACGACGGAGCUGGAGCUGGCACAAGGGACCGCUGACAAACAGCGCAGACUCGUUGGGGUGCUAGCACUAGACGCAGGCAUCGAUGGGGCACUGCAAGCGGCUGAUACACCAGACAUGGAUGCCGAGAAGAUCGCACAGAUAUUUGCGCUAAUCGCGGCGCGCAGCUACGAAUCACCACAACAGCAGCAGCACAAGCGAGGCCUUGUGCUGAGACGUCUGGCAGCGUCUGUGAAACAGCAGAUAGAGAAAUUGCCGAACAACUGGAGUUGCAGCAAAGACGACGAUGCAUCUAAGCAGGUGCAACAUCUUCGUGAUCUGCUGGAGCGCGUUGUGGUUCAGUACGCGGUGGCGCUGGAUCGGGUUGCUAGUAAGGAGGUGGUCAGUUCUGCGGGGGACUUGGCAGCCCCGUGGACGGCAUUUUACCGUCCGGAAGAGAGCGAGGAGCUGAAGGUUGUGGACUACGAUGGAGAAAUGGCUAACAUCUACGGCGCGCUGCUCGCGCUGGCAAUUUAUUUCCCAAUUGAAAGCGAUAAUCACGAUGAGAAGACGUCGGACGAGUCUUCCGCUUCGGAGGACGAGGAGCAAGAGCAGACAUCGAAGCAGAACUCACAGAAGCGGAAGCAAUUGAGUAGUAUUACGCAAGCUCAGCUUACAACUCGACAAGUACUGCUGGCCGCCCAGAUGCACCAGCGUGGACGUCACCAAAACAAUCAGUGGCUCGUAUCUGUUCUGACCUUCGUGCACGAUUUGUCCAAGCCUACGACUUACCUAGAUGAUGAUGAGGAGGAGGCUUUCGAGAAACAGGACCGACUUGCACUGCUUGACUGUCUCGGCCAAGUUUAUUCGCGCGCGUUCGCUAGUGUGGCUCUGUUCGACCAAUCUAAAGAGAGUGUUACAGCAGAUAAAGUUGCACUGCUGGAUCGUGCGCUUAUCGAGGCCGUAGUGUGUGUGCGUCAAGCGGCAGAGUUCAUGCGUGCUGAGCUUAAGUCAAGUCUACCGGCCAUCACCACGGCUUUGGCUCAUCUGGCCGGUGUGCCACUUUCUGUGGGCUUCGUGUCUUGGUUGGACCACGAGCAGACAGCGAAUCCCAAGUCUGUGUUUGAGAAGGCUACACAGCGGUUAUGGAAGAAAUGCAUAGACCAGAACCAGAUGGUAAACAUUCUGCUGAGUUCAACUGACAUGACGACGGAGGAGCUUCUUCUUGUUCAGAAGGUGAGUUGUCUUGGCUGCAUUGAAGUGUUGAUCCUUGCUGCAUGGUGA